Molecule: messenger RNA, 2274 nt
Organism: Notothenia coriiceps (black rockcod)
Lineage: Eukaryota; Metazoa; Chordata; Actinopteri; Perciformes; Nototheniidae
Product: protein eyes shut homolog
Exons: 17
Coding region: 1-2274 (757 amino acids)
Molecular function (GO): calcium ion binding
Source: RefSeq, a predicted model, not a curated record
AUGGCGGCUCAGGGAUUCGAAGGAAGUUGGUGUGAAAUUGACACCAAUGAGUGUAACUCAAAUCCAUGCCAGAACCAGGGCGACUGUGUGGACCGGGUCAACGGCUACGGCUGUGAAUGUAAGAUGGGAUUUUCUGGCCUUCACUGUGAGGAAGACAUCAAUGAGUGCACCUCUAGCCCGUGCCACAACUCUGCCAUUUGUCAAGACCUCGUGAACAAGUUCACCUGCGUCUGCCCCCCUGGUUAUUUUGGAACGCUGUGUGACCUGGAUGUGAAUGAGUGUGAAGUUUCACCUUGCCUACACGAGGGCAUCUGUAUCAACACCCUCGGGGGCUUCGAGUGUGUCUGUCGCCCUGGAUACUCAGGGGCACGGUGUGAAGUGAACAUCGAUGAGUGCGUUUCCAACCCAUGCCAAAAUCAUGGGAAAUGUAUCGAUGCGCCUAAUCGAUACCGCUGCUCGUGUCCUGAUGGCUUUAUUGGGCUCCGCUGUGAAACCAACAUUGAUGAAUGCCUGUCAACGCCCUGCCUCCAUGGGAGCUGUGAAGAUGGAGUAUAUUCCUACUCCUGUGUAUGUGAAUCUGGAUGGACUGGCAGCAGAUGUGAAACAAACAUUGACGAAUGUGCAUCCUUUCCCUGCUUUAACGGAGGAUCGUGUGUGGAUCUCAUUGAUAAAUAUGCAUGCUUCUGUCAGGAUGGUUACAAAGGGAAAAUGUGUGAGAUUGAUAUUGAUGUCUGCAAAGACACCACUUUUAAUGUCUCCCUGUGUUUCAAUGGAGCUACGUGCCUUGACGGUGAGGGAUCAAACUUUACAUGCAGCUGUCCACCAGGUUUCAUGGGAGAUUUCUGCGAAGUGGAUGUUAACGAAUGUUGCUCAGCUCCCUGCCACAACGGUGCCAUUUGCCAAGAUCUUAUUAAUAGCUACAUCUGCCACUGCAGGUCAGGUUGGACAGGCCUUCACUGUGAGGAUGACAUUAAUGAGUGCCUUCCCCAGCCCUGCAACCAGGGGAUAUGCAUUCAGAAUGAUCCGGGCUACGGCUACACCUGUUUCUGUCGUCCUGGAUUUGUGGGGAGGAACUGCGAGCACAACUAUGAUGAUUGCCUGUUGAAUCCAUGUCCAGAAGCCUUUUCCUGUGUAGAUGGCAUCAACAAGGUCAGCUGCCUGCCUCCUGUUACCGAUGCUGUUCCCUUGGCGACGGUAGUAAAGAACACCACUCGCGGCUCCUCACCUAGGAUGCCCGGCCCGGCAACGGCAGCUGAGGAAUCCACAGAUUCAAGCUAUGUUCAUUACUUUGGGAAUUCAUACCUGGAGUUUGAGGGUAUUGACCUCAGCGCACUCAACAACAUCACUGUGAGAUUUCAGACGCAAGUAUCUCAGGGAACCAUACUUUAUGUGGACCAAGGACCGGCCAACGGUGAUUUGUUUUUCAUGAAACUCUUCAUCUUGAAUGGAAGCUUGCAGUACGCCUUUUGCUGUAAUGAAGAAGAAGAAGAGGUCACACGGAUCAGUACAAUAAUUCAUGUCGCUGAUGGCCAGGUUCACAUUGUUAAUAUCAGACAACACCUGACCCCCUGUGAGGCAGAGCUAACUCUUUCUGGUCAUGAGAAAAUCAGAAGUACAGCAAGUAAUUACUGGUUGGGACACAUCAUACAAAGAACAAACCACGUCUUCACAGGCGGUCUGCCACAACACUAUCGACUCAAUCAGAGAGCAAAACCUUUCCACAACUAUACUGGAUGCAUGGAAAUGAUUGAAAUGAAUAAACUGAGGAGCUUUUACACAUCUGAUGCCAUUGGCGGCAGCAACAUAGACCAAUGCAGAUUUGCUCCGUCUGCCAUAGAAGACUCCUCAAAAAGUUGGACAAAUCAAUCCACCAAUCCUGACAGAGUGACCACAACAACAACAACAACAAUGGCAGCUCCUGCACAAACUCCAAAACAACUUCUGCAUGAACCUGGAGUUUGCUUUGAUGGUCUUUGCCUCAACGGAGGAACAUGUCACGAUGUGCAGCUGCCUGCUGGAUCUCUGCCUACCUGUCAAUGCCCGCUUCAUUUUACGGGAACUUUUUGUGAGAAAGGUACCACAGUAUACAUACCCUCAUUUGAUGGCACAUCUUAUUUGGAGCUGCAGCCCCUUUCAUCGUAUCUCCAGCCUUCUGGUGCCACUGAUAAUCUCCCUGCUACGCUCAAGGACACCACUGUUAUUCUUAGUUUGACAGUGAAAACCAGAUCUGCUCAAGGAACAAUCCUCUACAUGAACUGUGGGACAGAAAGAUGA